Zychaea mexicana is the source of this 1582-nucleotide messenger RNA. RefSeq names its product aspartate aminotransferase. Gene Ontology annotation, molecular function: pyridoxal phosphate binding; L-aspartate:2-oxoglutarate transaminase activity. Gene Ontology annotation, cellular component: mitochondrion. Lineage: Eukaryota; Fungi; Mucoromycota; Mucoromycetes; Mucorales; Lichtheimiaceae. The coding region runs from base 202 to 1473 and encodes 423 amino acids. The record is from RefSeq and is a predicted model, not a curated record. The transcript is spliced from 8 exons. Gene Ontology annotation, biological process: L-aspartate catabolic process; biosynthetic process.
GCCGCAACGGCAAAAAGACUGGGUUCCGCGGGAGUUGUCAGCCGUGCACCUGAUUUUCAAAAGCGGCUUGGGUAAGAACAUCGGCCGACGGGACGCGCUCAAACCUUUUUUCUUUUUUUUGCACUUAAAGUGGGGCAGACAGGUCAAACCUUGCUUCCCUUUCUUUCUCUACUUUUCUCACACUAAAAAAAAGAAGCAAAGAUGCUGUCGGCCGCCACCCGUGUUGCAGUUAACCCAAGCCGUAUGGCUUCGCGUGCUUUCGUCUCCACCUGGAGCAAUGUCCCUCAAGGUCCUCCCGACGCUAUCUUGGGUGUAACCGAGGCUUUCAAGAAGGACACUGACCCAAGAAAAAUGAACUUGGGUGUGGGCGCCUACCGUGACGAUAACGGUAAGCCCUAUGUCUUGUCCAGCGUCAAGAAGGCCGAACAAAUCCUUUUGGACAAGGGUCUUGACAAGGAAUACGCUGGCAUUACCGGUUUGCCUGACUUCACCAAGUCUGCUGGCGAGCUUGCCUAUGGCGAAAACAGCUCUUUGAUCAAGGACAAGCGUCUUGCCAUCACCCAGAGCAUUUCCGGUACUGGUGCCCUCCGUAUUGGUGCUGCUUUCUUGAACGCCUUCUACCCCCACGCCAAGACCGUGUACGUUCCUAACCCCACCUGGGGUAACCACAUCCCUAUCAUGAAGCACUCUGGUCUCGGCUUGGAGAAGUACACCUACUUUGACAAGGAGACCAACGGUCUCAACAUUAGCGGCAUGUUGGAAGACAUCAAGGGUGCCCCCAAGAACUCGGUCUUCCUUCUCCACGCCUGUGCUCACAACCCCACAGGCGUCGAUCCCACCCAGCAGCAAUGGGACGAAAUCUCGCAAGUCAUCAAGGAACGUGGCCACUUUGUCUUCUUUGACAUGGCCUACCAAGGCUUCGCUUCGGGUGACUGCAACCGCGAUGCUUAUGCUUUGCGCAAGUUCGUCGACGAGGGCCACCCUCUCGUCCUUUCGCAAUCGUUCGCAAAGAACAUGGGUCUCUAUGGCGAGCGUGUAGGCGCUUUCUCCGUUGCGUGCGCCGACGAAGCUGAAAAGGCACGUGUCGAGUCCCAGCUCAAGAUCCUUAUCCGUCCCAUGUAUUCCAACCCUCCCAUCCACGGUGCCCGCCUUGUCAGCACUGUCCUCAACACCCCUGAGCUCAAGAGCGAAUGGCUCGACGAAGUCAAGCUGAUGGCUGACCGUAUCAUCACCAUGAGAACCAAACUCCGCGGCCAUUUGGAGAAUGACUUUGGCUCCAAGAAGAACUGGGAGCACAUCACCAACCAGAUCGGCAUGUUCUGCUUCUCCGGCUUGAGCCCCGAACAGGUUGACAAGAUCAAGGAUGACUGGCACGUCUACUUGACCCGUGACGGCCGUAUCUCCAUGGCCGGUAUCUCCUCUGGCAACGUCAAAUACCUUGCUGAGGCUAUCCACAACGUCACCAAGGAUUAAAUAACUGCUUCAUCAUUUCCCUUCACCCGUUCAUCGUCUCUUAAUUCUUUUUCUCUCUUGUUCGUAUCUUUCUUUUCCUCACAAACAACUUCUCUAUCUCUCUGUUCCG